Messenger RNA from Schistocerca cancellata (South American locust), 10095 nucleotides. RefSeq names its product protein ELYS (gene Elys). Bases 203 to 9259 code for a protein of 3018 amino acids. NCBI's taxonomy places the organism in Eukaryota, Metazoa, Arthropoda, Insecta, Orthoptera, Acrididae. The record is from RefSeq and is a predicted model, not a curated record. The transcript is spliced from 34 exons. Gene Ontology annotation, molecular function: protein binding.
GACUGAAUUUGCAGACAUUGCACACAUGUGGACAAAGUGCAUUUGUGUUAUUGUAUUGUGAAGUGGCAUGUAAAUAUGUAACAAAUGACAUCACCUAAUUUGCUGUAAAUUUACGAAAAUACCGUUUUUUGAAACGUUGUUUUCUGCUAGUCAGUCAUACCUAUUAUAUUAAUUGACACUGGAUAACUGCUUCUCAGUGACCAUGGAUGGCACAAAAGCCCCUUGCAACAUAUCAAGAAAUUUGAAACUAAGUAAUGGUAAAUACAAUGUCUCAGAAAAUGGAAUGUUUGAAGUGAAGGGUGGUGUGUUCAAAGACUGCAAAUAUGCAUGGACUUCUUUUAAGACAGAACUACGGCUCUUCCGCAUGUCCGUAGGAAACAAAAUUGCCACAUGGAGGUUUGGAGCAGAUGUUUCCCAGUCUGACAGUGUUGCAGAAAUUGGACAGGAGCAUAUUGGGUACCAUGUGCCACAUGUGACCUGUGUGUGCGAGUUGCCACCACGGGGAGCAGUCACUGGUUCUACUGCUCCUCAGCUUCUUGUAGGACUAGACUGUGGGCCCAGUCGUGGUGGUGCUGUAUGUAUUUGUGACAGCUCGUCUGGGUCUGUAGUUACAACUAUCAACGUCUUACACCCGGUCUCAUCAUUGUCAGUUAUUGAUGGAGGAGCAAGUCCUGCAAGCAGACUUCUUUCCCCAGCCAUCACGAACAUGUGUGGGGUGGCUGCUGUGGGCCUUACAGGAUGUGGAUAUGUAAUGUUAGUUGACUUGCGGCGGCAUGAUCCAGAUGGCCCUCACACUGCCAUCCUUCUCAAUGAAGAGUCGUUUAAGGUACCAAGGAAGUUUGCUCUGAAGGGUUCAGACGGUAAAGUACGAUGUUACCUUCCUUCAUACAAGGUGGAUGUGACUUGUGUGCAGUAUGUGCCAUGUAUAACAAGCCUUCUUGUAGGAUAUAACUUUGGAUGUUUUGAGAUAUGGGACUUGCGGGAGCAGAAAAUUAGGUAUGUGAGUCCAGUGAUGGAGCAGACAAUUCCAGUAGCUCACAUCGCAUUCCAGGAGCCAUCGGAUGAUCCACGCAACUUCUGCUAUGUGUGGACUGUGCACAGUCCCAGUGGUGAGAUAAGUGAUAACAGUAGUGACUCUUGCCACCCAGUAGCAUUCAUGUAUGCUCUUUGCUACCAGUGGAAAGAAUGGAUUGAUGGCUGUGGAUAUAUCUAUGAGGGCUUUAAAGGAUGUAGCCAGCAUUACUUCUUUGAAAUGAAGGCAUAUGAGAACAAGGAAACACUUGGAGGGAACAGCCUCACCUGCCAGGCCGUCGGAACGGCUGUCUCAAGACAGCAUCGAUCCCUCGGGCCUGAUGAUUUUGAUGACAGUGUCAAUGAAGGUGAACUAAGCUUAUGCCUCUUCGCUUGGCAAAGUAUGGACACAGACUGUAAGAGCAUGUUACGUGUUGCAUUAUUUGAUCUUGAUCGAUGGUACAAGGAAGAGAUGCCACAGUCUGGAACUGGAAGUUACAUAGUAGUUUUCCAUCUUGAAGACACACUGCACUCAUCUACCAAUCCUGUCCUUGAUGUGGUUGUUGAUGAGAGUUCACUCCAGCCCUACCGCUCAGAUACAGGACAUGAAGAGUACUACAGACCAUCUGCUUUAUCUUUUGUUUCACAGAUACUCUUUGAAGAUGAGUUGGUGGAAAUAAGUCACCCCGGUGAACAGCAGUUUUUGCUCUCACAUCUUGACAAAAGUGGUCCUCUUGCUCUGCUGCACCCUGCUCAGCUAUACAAGCAUUGUCUCAGCAUUGGAUUACGACCAGCACUUUUUGAUAUCACAAGUCCAUCAAGUGAAGUAUCUUUGGAUCAGCAGCGCAGGUUUCUUCUAGCUCUUGCUCUCGAGUGGCAGAUGUCUGGGUUCUUACAUUCAUGUGCUGUUGAAUGGGCCAGUGGAUCCCAAAGUGUUGCUGGGUGUUCAUUACCAGUGCUCCUCACCUGGGGCUGGGAGUUUGCUCUGGCUGUCAAGGACGAAGCAAGCAAACUUUGUGCACCACUUUUCGAUCACUCCGGCACAAAACUGGACCGUGCUGGCCGGCGUAUGCUAAGCAUGUACCGUAACCAGCUUGGCCAUUUGGCAAAACUCUUCAGCGGUGUGUUAACAUCACCCAAGAUUCCAAAAAUUUAUGUUCCAGAUUCCGUUGAAAAGCAGGCAAAGGCCCUUGAAAUGAUUUCACUAUAUUUUGAAGUUGUUCAAUGGUUCAUGAAUGCAGGAUUACUCCCAGAGUUUCCAGAUGAUGGUGUGUCAUAUGGAGGAGAUCUACUGAUGGAAGAUCACCACAAACUUCUGCCAUAUCCUGCAUCUGUAAUUAAGAAGUUCUACGAGGACAGGAGGGCUGACUUGAAGGAUGAAGUUCCUCUCUUUGUUGACCUGUUGCUAGAACAGGACAAGUCACUCAAGCUGAAGGAACUAUGGGUCCAGGAUGGUGGAUCUGGUUUCUAUCCUCCUCCCUCUCUCCAGGCACUGCUCCAGACUUACCUAAUCGAUGUUUUGGACACAACUGCCAAACAUCGCUUUGUGAUAUAUGUAUUCCUUGAUCUUGCUGAAACACUAGAUGACAGGUAUGCAGGUGCAAUUAACUAUCUAAUAAAGUUUCCAGCUGCAUUCUACAUGAGACCCAGCAUUAUUAAAAUAACUCAAGCAAUGUGGCUGCUUGAUCAUAAAGACUUUGAGGAAGCACUUCGAAUGCUGCUGGAUCCCAUGAUCAGACCUAUAGAUCUGGAACAGUGGCAGCAUCGUGCCAUUGCACUUGCAUUUCUCAAGCAAGGGAAAGCGGACCUUGCUUUGGACUACAUAGUGUGUCGGAAUGUCCCACUAGACACAUUUGAAGAUAUAAAAUUAAAAAUCUCAAUUUUAAUUGAAAAUAAGAAAGUUUUGGAGGCUUAUGAAUGCCAGAGCAUGUACUCAAUUGGAGAAAGCAACCAAGAGUUGAUGGAGUUUUUUCUUCGUGAAUUACACCGAGCUGAGCUCAUGGAUCAGAUAUUUUACCUAACAUUGACACCUAUGGAGGAGAAGUGCUUUUUCCAGUUUCUGGAGAAGUCCUUAGUUCAUGGAGGUGGUGGAACCAAGUUAAUAUACUACUUGCAGCACUGCAGGAUCAUUGAGGCAUUUGAGACUGUUGAUAUCUUGGAACGCAAAUACAAUGAAAAUUACUUCAAUGAGACUCUUCGGAGCCUUCCAUACAAGUAUGUUGCAAAAUCUGUUGAAGGGCUGCCAGAGAUAACACGUAAAACAGCAGAUGUCUACAGAUCUGCUAAAGCACCUCCUUGUAAUACAGGUACUAUUCCCGAACCUCUGUCGAUGACACUCUAUCGCCACAGAUCGUCAGAUCCUCUUUGCGAUAAAUCUACAGGCAUAGAGACAAUUUUGAGGAAAAUAAAAGAGACAUGGGUACCUGAGUUAGUGAAUGAUGCAGAUUCAUUAGUGCAAAAAACUCCAUUUCUUUUCUCUCCUUUUCACUUCCAGCUGAACAGGCAUUACAAUUCAACUCGAGCUGUUUGUGUAACAGAAAAGAAGCGCGGUAGACAGGAUGAAGAGAAAGAAGGAACACCUCCCAAACGUCGCCGAACAGAAGAUUUGAGACCUGUUAAUAACAGCAGUAUCAUAGAGGAACUUCAUGAGCCACGAGAAGUUGAUGUGUCACUGCUGUUAGACACCCCAAGAAUAAAGAGGCUGUCUGAACUAAGAGCAACUGCAAAUGCCUCAUUUUCUGGCACACCUGUCAGAGAAACGUCAACUCAUCAUUCUAUCCUUAAGGUACAUUCAGUUUCAAAAAAAUCAUUGUCACCUGAAGAUUUGGUUAGUGAAGAUAUAAGCAGAACAACAAGAGGGGCUGCAUCAAAAGACCACGGGACAGAGAUGAACACUGAUGGCAAAAAGACAGAGGAGAAAAAGGAAUCCGAAACAGGAGUGCUGUCAGCAAGCCGACAGAUCCGUUUUGCAUUACCAAAAGAGAGCAACCUAGACAGAAAGAAAAGUGUCAUGGGUGCCAGCCCUAGGAAGGCUCUGUAUGAAGGAAAUGUUGCGCACACAACAGAUACCCAGGUGGGAGGAAGGAGGCCAGGAGACAUGGCACGUCCCUUAUGCUUUUUCCCUAAGCCUUCAAGUGGCACUUGGGACACAGAAGCUUCAGUAUCUAAAACAGUUUAUACAGCGAAGAAAGCUGAACGCAGUUUAUCAUUUUCUCCUUCUCCUCGGAAGCGAGACAGUGCUAACAGUGAAGAAAGAGUAGCUAGCAGAGUAGCUUCUAUUAAAGGGAAAUAUUUUUUCCCACCUAAAUCUAAAGUAGAUGAUGAUUCUGAAGAAAACCAAGAAGACAGUUUUGUGUCCGCUACCAGCGAUAUAGAUUCAAAUACUGAAGACGCUUCUGGAGAUGCAGUUCUGUCAUCUGUGUUAGCUGAAUCUGUCUCAAAAGAUUUGAAGCAAAAUAUUUCAUCAUCAACGAAUAUAGUGGAGUACCUCGAACUUGAGGACAGUGUGCAGUCAGUAGAUGAUCAUAAUCUCAGAGAAAAGUGUGUCAAGACAGAUGACCCUCCUCGUGUGACGAGCAUUUCACCCAGAAUUACAAAGAGGGAAUCUUAUAGGAAGAGUAAUGUUUCUUUCCUGACUGAUCAUACAAUGCGUGGCAUUGGAGGUAGUAAACUGCUGAACAGUCCCUCAAAGCAUUCAGUGAAGUUUGAUGAUUCUAGGCGGGCUGUUAAUAGCUGUUCUCUUCAGACAGCAGAUGGCAUACCAGAUACUGAAAAAUCAUCUACUUCAUUUGCAUGUGUCAGUAUUGAGACAGAAUCUCCAACCAGUGCCACUACAACAAACAGAAAGAGUAUCCUGUCAUUUUCUCGUAGUAGUAUAACUCGUAAUGUCUCUUACACUUCAGUUCUCAGUAGAAGAUCAGAUGAAGCACUGUCUGCUGAUGGACAGAAAUGUGAGGAUGAUGGUCCUGUUACUCAAGGAGCCACCUCUCAUUUGGAAUCAUAUUCUUUGUUGUCACAUAAUACAGUUAAGGGAGUAGUUAACACCAGUAACAAAACAGACAAAGAUGGCAGUAAGUCUUCUGCAUCAUUCCUACCUGACAACACUGUACGCAUUGUUCCUGGGAAUACUUCCACUAGGCAGACUGAUGAAAGGAGAGAAUCUCUGAGUGAUUCAAAACAGACUGAAAGUACUGUUUUGACACCCAUUGAAGAUGUAUUAGCAUCUGAGAAAACAUCUUUGAUGGGAAUUGGGACUAAGACAGAAGAUAGUACCAGUUUAACAUCUGAGAGAAGCCAAUACAGCUCAUCCAGAUUUAUUCUUCCUGAUGCAACCAUUCAAAGCAGACCUGGUAAAAUAGUUGACAGUGAGCAGUUGGGUGGAGAUGUAAGCUCUGCAGGCAUGGCAAAAGAAAAUCGGAAAUGUGUUUCUUUCAAUGCCAGAGGUAGUCCGAAGUUGGGCAGAUCAUCGGAGACAUUGGCCGGCAUUGAAUCUGGGGCUGUAAAUAAUGAGAAUUCUGUCCAGAAGGAAUGUAGUAAUAGGCUGAGCUCAUCAUUUCUCCCACACAGCAGCAGUUAUGACAGGCCCGGUGUCUUGUCCUUCAGUGAACAAUCAGCUGUUGAAGUAAGGGUCACAGGCAGUGCAGAAGAAAUUCAAAAGAGUGGAGAAGACACACCAGAGGUUAAACAAUUAUCUAAGGCAUUGUCAGCAAGCGAAACUGGUCCAGAAUGCUUUACCAGACCAACACCUGAUAAGGAUAGCACUGGUUCUGUUCUAUCAUUUCUUCCUCACAGCACAGUUUAUGAUAGUCCUGUUAGCACACCAUGCAGCAGGCAGUCAGAAGACUUACAGAAGUCUGUAAAUGACAGCAGCACAUAUGAAAAUAAUGUUGCAUUGACUCCAGAAGACACACUGAAGACUGACAAAUCAUCAGAUUCAGUGAUAGAUAUCGUAGUUGAGGCAGAAGGUAAUGUUAGCUUCACGCCUAAGAAAACAUGCAAUACACCUGUAUCUAACUUUCUGUCAGAUACCACCAGAUUUCUGCCAGACAACAGUAUUUGGAAUACCCCCAGUAAUUCUUCAUGCACCAGAUUCACUGAUAAUGGAUCAGAGACUGUAGAUAAUACCAAAAAGAGUGUUACUAUGACUAUGGAAGGUACAUUGGAAACUGACAAUUCAUCUACUGCAUUGAUAGAUACCAGUGCUGAGAUGGGAGGCAACAUCAGUAAACAGUGGUCAGCUUCACCGACAAGAAUCAGAGCUGAGACAUGUGGUGCUAUUAGCUCUACACCCAAGAAAACUUUGAGCACUUCUGUUUCUACAUUUCUGCCAGAUACCACCAGAUAUUUACCAGAUAACACUGUAUGGAAUACCCCCAGUAACACAUCAAGCACCAAACUUUCUGAUAAUGAACCAGAGGGCCUAAAUAACACCAAAGAGAGUGAAAGGAGUGUUGUUGUGACUAUGGAAGAGACAUUGGAAACUGACAAAUCAUCUCCUUCAUUGCUAGAUACCUUUGCAGUGGGAGGCAAUGCUAGUGACAAAUCAUCGACUCCUCUGCCAAAAAUCAGAGCUGAGACAGGAGGUAAUGUCAGUUCCACACCUAAGGAAACUAUUUCUAGCUCGUUACCAGAUACUACCAGAUUCCUACCAGAUAACACCAUUUGGAACACCCCCACUAAUUCGGCAUGCACCAGACAUUGUGAAAACGAACCAGGCUCAAUAGAUAAUACCAAAAUGAGUGAAAGAAGUGUUUUGGUGACUUUGGAAGAGACAUUGGAAACUGACAAAUCUACGUCCUUAGAAGGUGUCGAGACAGGAGGCAGUGUUAGUUCCGUGCCCCAGGGGAUUUGCAGUAAUCCUGUGCCGAGCUUCCUGCCGGAUACCACUACUUGGAAUAGCCCAAGUCAUUCAUUUGAUGGCAAGCUAUCGGCCAGCGAAAUAAUCUCGCCACUCAGUGAACAAGAAAAUUGUCAAAAUGCUACUGUGACCAUAGAAGACAGCUUAGAAAUGGAAGAAAACCCUACUUUGUUGACAGACAGCAAAAAUGCUUCUAGAUAUCUUCCUGAUGACACGAAUUACAACAGCCCUGUUGAGAAAGAUGUGUUGGAAAAUCGGCUUGACAGUGAACCGCAGGGAAGUGGAAAGUCUGCCGACAAAAGAAGCAUUUCAGGGCGAUGUCACACUGAUCUUGAAGAUAAAGAGGAAAAGUGUCCUCCUGUAGCUGAUAGUGAUGCUGAUGAUGUUGACGAUGACGAUGACGAUGAAGACUGGCAUGCCAGCGCCGUUGAAGAGGAAGAGGACUCUGAUGAAGCAGAUGAUGAACCAGUGGUAGCUGAUGAUGUGUCAGCUAUUGAUGUAGAAUCUGCCUCCUCCUCUUCGGCAUCCAUUGUACUCAUCAGCAGUUCUUCAUCUUCAACUAACAGUGAUUCAGACAGUGAGGCAGCAGCAGAUGAAAGGAAAUGUGUCGGUGACAGCCGCACAUCAAGUGUGGACUUUGAUCCUCUACUUGAUCCUGAGAGUGACACUGCCGAAGAGGUAGCUACGGCAACUAUUCCGCUGAAGGACCCGGACACUGAAAGUCAAAAUGUCGAUCUUCAGCAUUCUGGUGAAGAUUGCAGAGAUGGAGCAGAAAUGAACCAAACUCUGUCAGCAGAACAUGAGAGCAUUGCAGAUACUGAUCCAAAACUGAGAGAUAAUAGCUCCACAGAUGCUACAGAAAAAGCAAAGGAAACUGAAUAUGUGGAUAUUCAGUCCAUUUCCACUGGAGGUUGCAAAGUUUCAGAACCUGUUAGUGCAGUAGAACCUUACAUCAGUGGAACAGCUGAUUGUGACAACACAAAUAAGAAAAGGUCCCGGAAGGGACUGACAGAAAGAAAACUCUCAAGAUGCAGUAGUGAGCCCCCAGCUAAUGUGGACGUGUUAGGGAGACUGAGGACAAAGAAGACACGUUCUACUGAUUCACUUAACAAUUUAACAGGCCCACCUGUUGUUACUGAAACUUUUACUGAUAAAGUUUCUCAGUCUAAAGAUGAGGCUGACCAUUCUCAUACUACUAGUAAGGGUCAUAACAACAACAUUGACAACUCUCCGAAUGCUGGGAAAGGGCAGAUUAUUAGUGACAUACCAGAGCUGCCUAAUGAAUCAGUGUCAGACGACAUACGUAACUCAAUACAAGAGUGGAUGAAUAGUCCGAUUGUCACAAGGGCAGGAUUCAGAAGGUUGUCCUCAAUACAAAGUGAACCACCUCUGAUGGAUGAUGUGUCUGAUAUAGUUUCACUUCCUCGAACGAGGCGAAAAAAGACCAGUUCUGUAAUAAUGGAGUCAACUUCUCCAAAGAAACGUGGCAGCAAAUCCACAUCACAGCACCAGGAGUCCACAGCUGCAAGAUCUGAGGCACAAAGUGCAGAGCAUGAGCAACGGAUGGAGGAGUAUACCACGGAGCGUCGCCUUACAAGAUAUCAGCGCUCCCUACUAGCAAGAAGUGCUGACUUGGCAGCUGGAAGAGGGCGAAGCACACCACCUCAUGACCUGAAAACUUUCUCUUUACCAUCCCAAAGUCCAGUGCGACUCCGCUCAUCGGAUCGUCACUGUACGCCUUCUCCUGGAGAUGCCGACAACGUCUCAGUUGCUCAGUCUGAAGAUUCUGAAGUGUCAAGUUCAUUGACAAGUAGCAGCUAUCUGCAACGCUCUCCUAGAUCAGCACGUUCGGAAAGUAUCAUCAGACGACCGUCGCGUCGGAAUCACAAUACAGCAGUGCGUUCACCAUCAUCAGUCUGUUCGAUGCCUGUUGCACCAGCUGUAUCACGGCAUGGAAGAUUGCGGCAGGUUAAGAAGAGAGGUGGUGAAGUCUCCGAGGAACUACAGAAAGAUGCUUCAGCCUUACAUCCUGCAAGGAGGACAAAGAGUCAUCCCAGUUUGGAUGCAUCAAAGAGAAAAUCACCACCAAAUACUUCCCAUGAAGACUUGACAAAGCAAGAGUCUCAAGCCAAAGAGCUGAGAGUAACACGAAGUGUGGCAAGACUUGGGCCACAUUCAUCACAUUCAGUUCUGCAGCCAAUACCAGAAGAGUCCACAUCUAGUUCUGUUGAUGCGAGCAACAAACAGCCAGCCCCAACUGAGCGGCGCAAGAGGAAGCAUACAUCAAGGUCACCAGUUUCAAAGAAAACAUCGCCUAGAAAUAAGAAGCAGGAAUCUACAAGGAUAUCACCAAGAAAAGCAAUGAGGUUGCGCAGUCGUCUCCUGAAAUAAUUGUCGUUCAGGGUAACAUUAUGCAAGAAAACAAUUUUCUUUGUAAAAGAAAAUGGAAAUAUCAAAGAAAUUGACAAGUGUAACACAGUACUUUUUUCCAUUUAUAGAAGACACUGCCAAGUUUCUGGUAUUUCAGGUUUAUAUUUAACAAAAACAUUUAAAAAAUUGAACAGGCAUUUGUAUAAAUAUUUACUGUGUUAAAUGCAUGUAGGAAUAAGUUUCUCAUCUCUUGACAGGUAGGGCAUAGCCUGCAUGAUUUUAAUUUACAAAGAACAUGUAAACAGUGUGAAUUUGAGUAAUUAAGACACUUACUACUUUGUAUCACUGCCUUAUUGUUUUCUGCCACAGGUGACAGAAAAACAAUGCCCUCUCCAAUUUGUUUAUUGUGUCAAAAGUCAAUUUUAUGCUGCUACACUCAUUCUGUAAUAAAUCAAUCCUUUUUAAAAUAUGAGAUGAUAAUUUCACACAUUUAUGUAUAUCAUUCCAAGAAAUAAAACGAGAAGCUUGUACAGAAAUUCUUCCUAUGGCUUACACCACAACAUUUGUAGCAUUACAUGGGUGUCUGAGUUAUUCAGUGUAAGGAAUGAGGUGCAAGUAAAAAGUUUGUCCUUAUAAACAGAAGAGCAUAGCCUGCAUUGUUUCAGUUUUCAAAACCUUUGUGAAUAUUGUGAUUUCAAAUAACCAACCUGCCAUGUUAUUUAAUGUGACUGAAGUGUAUGUAUUCUAUUAGAUAUGACAGAAAAUAUUGUCUCUUGUAUUUAUGUAAGAUAAUGUGUGCAAACAUCCAUUUUUAUUCUAUAACAGAUUUUGUAAUAAAAUCAGUGUUCAAAAUUCGA